AUGGAUAGCGAGUCUAGUACAUGUAACAGCGAUGAGAAUAGGGAUUAUGAAGAGAGUGGUGGGAGCUCAAGUCCAAUGGUGCGGGGUAGGGGUACACGGGCAAGUGGGAGGCCAUCAAGGCGACGAGGUCCUGGGCGUGGAGUUCGGGGGCGGGGGCGUGGUCGAGGACAAUAUAGGGCCCCAGCACCAACCAGUGCAGAGUUGGCUAGGCAGGAACAAGAAGAACGAAGAAGGUCACUUGAGUUUCCAAGUAUCAUUUUUGAUAUUAAUGACGCCCCAGGCAUGGGAGGCCAUCAUCCCCCACCAGGUAGUGUAGCACCAGACUGGUGUUCCUGUGGCAAUUGCCGUGAUAUGCCAACAGAAGUAGAGAGGCGCUGUUGUCGGCAUACACCAGAACUUUGUACUACAUUAAUGCCCGACUUCAGAGUGAUUGUACUCCAUGAAGCUGUGCUGGCAGUAGCAAGGCUAUACAGACAGGAUGUGUUAGCCAUUCCAAAUGACGAUGACUACAACAGGGGUAACAGACAUGCAGCCUAUAGACAGUUUGUAUUGUGGCAACAUGGACGUCUUGGGGCCGGUGUUCGGGCUGUUAUUCCGAGUUGUUGUGUCUGGGCUAUACGGGACAAGUACCCAGAUCAGUAUGGACAGUAUGUUGGGUUUGUUCCAUCCAGACUUGAGUAA
This is a messenger RNA of Mizuhopecten yessoensis (Yesso scallop), 681 nucleotides long. RefSeq names its product P2X purinoceptor 7-like. The record is from RefSeq and is a predicted model, not a curated record. Gene Ontology annotation, biological process: monoatomic ion transport. Bases 1 to 681 code for a protein of 226 amino acids. The transcript has 4 exons. Gene Ontology annotation, cellular component: membrane. Gene Ontology annotation, molecular function: purinergic nucleotide receptor activity; ATP binding; monoatomic ion channel activity. NCBI's taxonomy places the organism in Eukaryota, Metazoa, Mollusca, Bivalvia, Pectinida, Pectinidae.